Molecule: messenger RNA, 3718 nt
Organism: Belonocnema kinseyi
Lineage: Eukaryota; Metazoa; Arthropoda; Insecta; Hymenoptera; Cynipidae
Gene: slmb
Product: beta-TrCP
Exons: 9
Coding region: 433-2010 (525 amino acids)
Molecular function (GO): protein dimerization activity
Source: RefSeq, a predicted model, not a curated record
ACGGUCGGUGUACUUGGGUGUACUCUGGUGUACUCGCUGUGACUCGAUUUCGAGUGAUGUCGAUGAGGAGCGGAUUUUUCCAAGAGUUCUCCUAGAAACGAGAUACUCUUCGCGUCGUGGUCGUUCUGGAAACGGGAAAAGUGACGUAUUUUCCACAAAAGCUGGCCAGUGCGCCGUCGCCCAUCACGUAAAUGACGUAAAUGACCGUUAUUUACGAUCUGUUGUGUUGGUGAAAUGCUGCAUCGACUUCCUGUGCAUGGCGAAGGACCGUGAGCGUCGUCCGUCGUCGAGUUCUUUAGUCAAACGAGUCAAACAGUGGUGUGUCCGGUUUUGUGUUUUUCCCCCGUUUAUUUGAUCCCGUUUCCGCAAAAUUAGUAUCAACGGGUGCAUCAUCCUGCAUAAAGACACUUGUGCGGUCCACCCGCUUAAAAAAUGAUCAACAUGGAGACGGACACCAAACACGAGGACUCAAGCAAUUUGCAGAAUACGAUGACAAUAUUAAACGACACGACGCGGAAGAAAGAACUGCCAAUAGGUGCUUCCUUUCAGUUUGGCCAAGAGAGAGAAGCUUGUAUGAAGUUGUUUGAAAGAUGGAGCGAACCAGAACAAGUGCACUUUGUGGAACAACUUUUAGCGAGAAUGUGCCACUACCAGCAUGGACACAUCAAUGCCUACCUAAAACCAAUGCUGCAAAGGGAUUUUAUAUCUCUCUUGCCGAAGAAAGGACUGGACCAUGUAGCAGAAAGCAUCUUAUCGUACCUAGACGCCGACUCACUAUGUUCCGCAGAACUCGUUUGCAAAGAAUGGUACCGAGUGAUAAGCGAAGGUAUGCUCUGGAAAAAAUUAAUCGAACGCAAAGUUCGGACAGACUCCGUUUGGAGAGGACUGGCAGAAAGGAGAGGAUGGAUACAGUAUUUGUUCAAGCCGAGGCCAGGUGAGAGUCAUCCAAACCACGCCUUUUACAGAACUCUUUUUCCAAAAAUCGUCAAGGACAUAGAUAGUAUAGACAACAACUGGAGAAUGGGUCGACACAAUCUUCAGAGAAUAAAUUGCCGUAGUGAGAAUUCCAAGGGAGUAUAUUGUUUGCAAUACGACGACCAGAAGAUAGUCUCUGGUCUUAGGGACAAUACUAUUAAAAUUUGGGACAGAAAUACCUUACAAUGCAUUAAGGUGCUCACCGGACACACAGGGUCAGUUCUGUGCCUUCAAUACGAUGACAAGGCCAUCAUAUCUGGAUCUUCGGAUAGCACCGUCAGAGUUUGGGACGCCAACACUGGAGAAAUGGUCAAUACGCUCAUACAUCACUGUGAAGCGGUACUUCAUCUCAGAUUCAAUAACGGAAUGAUGGUCACAUGUUCAAAGGAUCGUUCAAUAGCAGUUUGGGAUAUGACAUCGCAGACGGAAAUUGCAUUGCGACGCGUUCUGGUGGGCCAUCGGGCAGCUGUGAAUGUUGUUGAUUUUGAUGAAAAGUACAUAGUGUCGGCUAGUGGUGACAGAACAAUCAAAGUGUGGAAUACGUCCACUUGUGAAUUCGUGCGAACGCUAAUCGGUCAUAAGCGUGGUAUAGCGUGUUUACAAUACAGAGAUCGAUUAGUGGUUAGUGGUAGCAGCGAUAAUACAAUCAGACUCUGGGAUAUUGAAUGUGGUGCGUGCUUGCGCGUCCUAGAAGGUCAUGAAGAACUUGUCAGAUGUAUCAGGUUCGACAGCAAACACAUUGUCAGUGGAGCUUACGAUGGUAAAAUCAAAGUGUGGGAUUUGGUAGCUGCACUUGAUCCGAGAGCCGUAGCAAGCACCCUGUGUCUACGAACGCUAGUGGAGCACACUGGACGAGUUUUCCGGCUUCAGUUUGACGAGUUCCAGAUCGUGUCUUCGUCGCAUGACGACACGAUUCUCAUUUGGGAUUUCUUAAAUUAUAAUCAGGACAGUUCGUCGAACAGCGGUGCGACGGCACACAUUACAUCUGAUGCUGUUAACCUAUCGGACACCAGAUCUCCCUCUCCAUUUGAGUGACGUUUCAACACAAAGAUUCCUUCAUUGUGAUAUAACUACAAGUGGUUAGUGCGUGAAUCGAACAUGUUCACGGCUAUGUGCGCAGAGAACGAAGAACCAGUGUCCAAUGUGAGGAUCGUUUAAUCAGGCGCAUUUUCAUAUGAGAAAAAGAAGAGAAUCAUGGCCAAUGACUUUUAUUUCUUGCUUGCUGUGAAAGGCAGAAGAAAUGAUCUGGACUGUAAAAGAUUUCACAAAACCGUACUAUUUCGAGGGCAGGCAUGCCAAUAAAAAGGCCUGAUGAUGGACAGACAAUAUAGUGAAAGUACAUUAAGUACAUCCCAUGGAUGUAGACUGUUGUCAUUCGCUUUGGUCAUUAUUUACUGGAAUUCUUCUACGCUCUAUGACACGAUAGAAGCUGACCAUUUUCCUAUUACGAAAAAAAAAGACUUAAAGUACGCAACAAAAUGGGAACGUUUUUAGGGAGGCUGGAUACACUUAAUAAGAUUCUAGAUGUAUAAUAGUAAAUUAAAGAUUUUUUAUGUAAUUAAUUUAUAGUAAGAAAAAUCGUGAUGUGUCGUUCGUUUGGAGUACUUAUUCUGUGUGAGUGAAAUUUUGUUGCGUGGGAGCAUAAUUACAAUUAGCUAUCAUAUUUCUAUGUCUUUUGAAACUAGCCAAAUUCAAUUGUUAUUUUUUGGACGAAAGGGUCUUACACCAAUCGUUUAAAUGUUAAACUGAUUUCUUAAUCGCCAAAUCUCGGGACAUUUUAUUUAUAUUGAGAAGGGAGAAACGAUUUUGCACAGCCUUAAUAAUUAUCGAUCACUGCAUUUAAAAAGCUCGCACAAAGCCGUCAAUUUGUAAAUAGAAUAUAUAUCUACUAAUUAUGAAAUUUAGUUAUCAAAAAGGAAAUUCUUAAAAUUUAAGUCCGUAACAAUAUUUAUUUAUUAGUAAUGCCUUAAUAAAGCAAUUUUUCUGAUUCUUUUGAAUUUAAAUUGUACGAGAAAUUUGUAUCACAACUUUUUUUUGUUCUUUUAUUAAUUUUUUUGCUUAUCACCAUAUUUAUUUUAUAGAUAAAUCGUAUUUGGAUUUGUACAUAAUUUGCUAGAUGAAAAGAAGAAGUUGUGAAUAUUAUUGAAGUAGCUGCUUUCAUUAAACAAAAAAACUAUUGUGCUGCUUGACGCUGAGCAUCUAUUUAUAUGAAAGAAACAAACAAAAAAAAAAAACAAAAAAUGAGUGGAUCGAGGCUGUGCAAAAUAAAAAACGAGUUGAAAUUCUGUGAUGGAACACCAGUUAUGUGGGUGGGAUCGACAAUUGUCCAAAACAGACUUGUAACUCUCUGAUCUGUCCUUUACUGAAUGACGCUGCCGACGUUAGUUGUAUCAUUAAAUUAAUUAUGACGGCUAGCGACGUUUUAUUGUUCUAUGUACUGAGAGUUUCUAGAACAGAUUUUUACAUUUUUAGACAAAGGAAGUAUCGAACUUACGUGUUGGUGAUAUUUGUUGUAAAACCUAUUUCUGUUUUCACCUGAAAGUAGCGAUUUAUUCAUGACACUUGUGCCAGUGGCACGACCGAACUAUCACAUACUGUACUGCUAAUUUAUCAUCUUUAAAAGAGAAUGAGAGUGAAAAGUGUAGGCGCAACUGUGACGAUGAAUGUAUGAAGUGACGGAGGUUUUUAGGAAUAAGAUGAUAUGUACUCUUUGAAAUAUAGUAAUGGCAUAAGUGAAUCGAAA